Danaus chrysippus (African queen) is the source of this 1137-nucleotide messenger RNA. The record is from the annotation of a GenBank genome assembly. Lineage: Eukaryota; Metazoa; Arthropoda; Insecta; Lepidoptera; Nymphalidae.
AUGGCGGCUGAGAAAUUAUUAUGGCUGACUAUGAUUUUAAUUCGUUUGUGGUUUGGAGCUGGGGAUCUCUGUUACGCACAGUCAACGCUGGUGGCCUUCCAAGAUCUUCUGCCUGAUGACCCUCGUCUUUACGACAAGAUGAGACCUCCGAAGAAGGACGACCAGCCUACUAUAGUCAACUUCCACGUGACAGUCAUGGGGCUGGACUCGAUCGACGAAAACUCAAUGACUUACGCCGCAGACAUAUUUUUCGCUCAAACGUGGAAAGAUUUCCGGCUCAGGCUACCGGAGAAUAUGACGACAGAAUACAGAUUACUAGAAGUGGACUGGUUGAAACAGAUGUGGCGUCCGGAUUCGUUCUUCAAAAACGCUAAGUCUGUGACAUUUCAAACUAUGACCAUACCUAACCACUACGUGUGGCUGUACAAGGAUAAAACCAUACUUUACAUGGUGAAGUUGACUCUGAAGCUGAGCUGUGCCAUGAACUUCCUCAUCUACCCUCACGACACACAAGAAUGCAAGCUGCAAAUGGAAAGCUUGUCUCACACGACAGAUGACCUGAUCUUCCAGUGGGAUCCUGAAGUUCCAUUGGUGGUUGACGAGAACAUUGAACUUCCACAAUUGGAGCUGGUCCAGAAUAGAACAGCUGACUGCACUCAGGUUUAUUCUACUGGUAAUUUCACAUGUUUGGAGGUCAUCUUUAAACUGAAGCGUCGUCUUGGGUACCACUUGUUCAACACGUACAUACCCACCUGCCUUAUUGUUAUUAUGUCGUGGGUAUCAUUCUGGAUCAAGCCUGACGCAGCGCCAGCUCGUGUGACGCUGGGUGUGACGUCACUCCUCACUCUCUCAACCCAGCACGCCAAGUCUCAAGCACAGCUCCCUCCCGUCUCCUAUCUUAAAGCUGUGGACGCCUUUAUGUCGGUAUGCACUGUUUUCGUCUUCAUGGCGCUGAUGGAGUACUGCCUCGUCAACAUCAUCCUUGAUGAUAGAGGCGGUAAACCUAAGGAACCAGCAGAGGCCGCUAAGGCGCGAAUGAGAGCGGUCAGCAUCGACCGAUUUUCAAGAGUAUUCUUCCCACUUCUGUUCGCAGUGUUAAAUGCAACAUAUUGGAUACAAUUCGCGCAAUACAUCUGA